AUGUUCAGGAGGCUUCCACCUCUCAAGGGACUUUUAUCCAGAGUUUUGAGGCGAAAUCUCGUUCUUACAGCUGAUCUGCAACGUACACUGGGCAACUUACCCAAUUCCGGAGUUGUUGUAGUUGGUGGUGGUCAUGCAGGGUGUGAAGCGGCUACUGGGUCUGCCCGUAGUGGUGCGGCUACUGUUUUGGUUACUCCAGCGUUAGAUAAGAUCGGAACUUGUUCGUGUAAUCCGUCUAUGGGUGGUGUUGGUAAAGGCACUCUCUUGAGAGAAGUAGACGCUUUGGACGGAGUUGCGCCACGAGUUACAGAUCUGGCAGGGAUUCAGUUCAAAAUGUUGAACAAAAGUCGUGGCCCCGCGGUCUGGGGGCCCAGGGCUCAAAUCGAUCGUACCAUUUACAUGACAGAAAUGCAGAAAAUGCUCAAGUCGUACCCAAAUUUGAGCCUGAAGCAGGGGAAAGUCAAAGAUUUAAUUAUUGACACUAGCAGUGGUGGUUUGGAUUUGGAGAAAAGGACAUACGGUUCCGUUAAAGGCGUCAUUUUAGAAGACGGGAGUAUCUUGAAAACUUCCCAAGUUGUCAUCACCACUGGGACAUUUUUAAGCGCAGAGAUUCAUAUAGGUUUGAAAACUUUUCCCGCAGGAAGAAUUGGCGAAGAUCCAACCUACGGUAUUAGCAAAAGUUUUGCCCAAGCUGGUUUUAAAUUGGGUCGACUAAAGACUGGAACGCCUGCUCGUCUUGACGGGACUACUAUAAACUACGCACAACUCGAAGAGCAGCGUGGAGAUGAAAAUCCAUGGCCCAUGAGUUUCAUGAAUGAUGACGUCUCCAUCACAGAACAGAUCAUAUGCCAUGGAACCAACACCACACCCGAACUACAUGAUUACAUCAAAGCCAAUUUGCAUAAGGCUUUACAUAUAAGAGAAACCGUGAAGGGACCUCGAUACUGCCCUUCGAUCGAAGCCAAGGUUGUGCGGUUUGCUGAUAAAAUAUCUCAUCGUAUCUGGCUCGAGCCUGAGGGACUCGACACACAUGUGGUAUAUCCUAAUGGAAUAUCCAACUCGAUGCCAGAAGACGUUCAAGAAAAAAUGAUGAAAAUGGUACCUGGCCUAGAAAAGGUUGUUAUCAUCCAGCCGGCUUAUGGUGUUGAAUAUGACUUUGUUGACCCCACUGAAUUAACUCAAACCCUCGAAACAAAACUGGUGAGCGGGUUAUAUUUGGCAGGACAGAUAAAUGGUACAACAGGGUACGAAGAAGCAUGCGCACAGGGCGCGGUGGCUGGAAUCAAUGCCGGUUUAUCGAUGUUAGAAAAGCCACCUUUGAAACUGAUGCGUUCAGACGCUUACAUUGGCGUUCUCAUUGACGAUCUUAUUACUAAAGGCGUUGAAGAACCCUAUAGGAUGUUCACAUCGCGCUCUGAAUUUCGGGUGAGCGUUAGAGCCGACAAUGCGGAUUUUAGGCUCACGAAACUUGGACGCUCCCUUGGAUUUAUCAGCGACCACAGAUGGGCCAAAUUUUUGUCAGACAAAGCCAUUUAUGACAACCUCUUCGAAAAGCUUUCAGGCUUUGAACUGAGUGCGAAAAAAUGGGAUAAAACCCUAGGUAUUUCGGUGGCAGACGCGGCUCGUAAUCGCAGCGCCUGGGAAAUGUUUAGAUUCAAUGGUGUUAAGCUGGAACUCCUCUGUCAAAAGCUACCUGAAUUGGACAUUGAACUAAGAGAAAUUCCACGUCGAGUUCAACUUAAAGUCGACGUUGAAGCGAAAUACUCGCCUUAUGUCAAGAAGCAAAAUCAAUUUAUCAAAGCAUUUCAGGCCGACGAGAACAUGCUUUUGCCGAAAGGUUUUGACUAUUCAGCGCUUUCUGCUCUCAGUUCAGAAUGUAAAUCGAUUUUAAACAGGGUCCAGCCUGGUACGAUCGGUCAGGCUCGAAGAAUUCAGGGAAUUACACCAGCAUCUCUUUUUGAGCUUUAUAGGCUUGCCCGGCCCCAACAGAGGAUGUUGAAGUCCAAGUCUGAAACCUUCGACAUGCCAUCAGAAUAA
Messenger RNA from Lachancea mirantina, 2037 nucleotides. The record is from the annotation of a GenBank genome assembly. Lineage: Eukaryota; Fungi; Ascomycota; Saccharomycetes; Saccharomycetales; Saccharomycetaceae.